AUGGCGGGGGUUGACUUCUCAAAGGUAUACUCUGCUACCUACAGUAAUGUACCGGUAUACGAAUUCAAAAUCGAUAGUGAAAGCGUGAUGCGAAGACGGUCAGAUGAUUGGAUUAAUGCAACGCAUAUCCUCAAAGUCGCCGGGUUCGAUAAGCCAGCGAGAACCAGAAUCCUUGAGCGUGAAGUACAAAAAGGCGUCCAUGAGAAAGUGCAAGGAGGAUACGGCAAAUACCAAGGGACAUGGAUCCCACUCCCCGAAGGCCGUCUUCUCGCUGAGCGCAACAACAUAAUCGACAAGUUAAGACCAAUCUUUGACUAUGUCGCCGGAGAUCGCAGCCCACCACCAGCACCGAAACACACAACGGCAGCUUCAAAACCAAGGGCGCCGAAGAACACGGCCAACCGGAGAGUAGUGAAUGUGAACGAGGAGGUCUUCAGUGCUGCCAAACCAGCGCGGAAUAUGGCGCCGCCCACUUUCACACACGAACAGUUUGAGAUGAGCACCGGCUUCGAUGACAAUGAGUCUAUCGAACAAGCGACCCUCGAGUCGUCGUCCAUGAUAGCGGACGAAGAGAUGAUGACGAUGUCACAGAACGGUAACUUUUCACGCAAACGCAAGCGUGGAAUCAACGAGGCACCAAUAAUGUCUAUUAGCGAACAGGAGCACAUACUUUAUGGCGACCAGCUUCUGGAUUAUUUCAUGACAGUAGGCGAUGCGCCUGAAGCCACACGUGUGCCACCUCCACAGCCACCAAACAAUUUCCAGGUGGAUCGUCCAAUCGAUGAUUCUGGUAACACAGCCCUUCACUGGGCCUGUGCUAUGGGCGAUCUAGAGAUUGUAAAAGAUCUUCUCCGAAGAGGAGCCGAUGUGAAAGCAUUAUCGAUACACGAAGAAACCCCUUUGGUGCGAGCUGUUUUGUUCACCAAUAACUACGAGAAAAGGACUUUCCCUUCGCUUCUGGAACUACUCUGGGAUACAGUGUCUUUCAGGGAUUGGUUUGGUGCCACCAUAUUUCAUCACAUAGCGGAGACUACGCGAAGCAAAGGGAAAUGGAAGAGCUCCCGAUACUACUGUGAGGUGCUGCUAGACAAGCUGCGUCUCAUGUGUUCAGUUGAGGAGGUCGAUCUGUUAUUGUCAUUCCAGGACUCUAAUGGAGACACUGCAGCCUUGGUUGCUGCUCGAAACGGUGCUUUCCGCCUAGUGGACUUACUUCUUGCACGGUGCCCACGGGCUGGGGACUUGGUGAACAAGAAGGGCGAGACGGCUGCAAUUAUUACCCGACGAGCUCACCCUUCCGAGCGCGAGAUCCCACCUCCUCCUUCGUCUAUCACCAUGGGUAAUGAUCAGUUGGAAGGCGAAGCACUCGGCCUCGCUAAUUCUGACACUCAGCCCACCACACUUGCACAGGAGUCAUCGUCUCCUGCCACCACUGCGUUGCUUACCAAGAUCGGAGUGAUAAUGGCGGAAGCGAACAAGAAGCUUACCGUUAGCUAUGGGAGCUCAAAAGCGAACCAGCAGGACUCUGACGACGUUGCAAACCCGGAGACUCUUUACGAGCAACUAGAGUUGGACCGACAGAAGAUCCAGAAAGAAACGGCCAUCUUGCAAGCGCAAGAGGCUGGUGAGCGACCAAUCGAUGUUCAGCUUGAACACUAUGAACGGCUGCGAAGUGGUUAUGAGUCACUGCUAGAACAAAUUCAGCAGGGGCGCUUGAGAGAGCGCAUUUCAUCGGUAGUAGUGCCUGCAGCGCAGGAGGGCACGACGCCACCCGCCACAGAUCACGAUAAACUGCUUCGCACGUAUCAGCUGGCACGACAACUAUGCUCGGCGCAAAAGGCUCGGCGCGCCGCUGUCAAAGACCUUUCCCAGCAGACCGCCGAUGCGGGAGUAAGCACCAAGUUUGACGUCCAUAGGAAGCUGGUUGCACUCGCCACUGGCCUCAAGGAGGAAGACCUCGAUCCCAUGGCAGCUGAGCUAGCCGAAACAUUGGAAUUCGACCGUACAAAUGGGAAAGGCGACACGGCUGAGUUGCCAGAUCCCGAGCCCCGAGAAUCCGCGACAUUCCCUUUCCCCGGGACGACCGUGUCUGUUGAUGCCUGA
Messenger RNA from Aspergillus homomorphus CBS 101889, 2100 nucleotides. RefSeq names its product putative APSES transcription factor. The record is from RefSeq and is a predicted model, not a curated record. NCBI's taxonomy places the organism in Eukaryota, Fungi, Ascomycota, Eurotiomycetes, Eurotiales, Aspergillaceae. Bases 1 to 2100 code for a protein of 699 amino acids. Gene Ontology annotation, cellular component: SBF transcription complex; MBF transcription complex. Gene Ontology annotation, molecular function: DNA binding; transcription regulator activity; protein binding. The transcript is spliced from 3 exons.